AUGCCUUGGCUGAGCGGGGGCCGGCGGCGGAGGCAGCAGCAGCAGCAGCAGCCGCAGCAACAGCAACCUCAGCAGCAGCAGCAACAGCAGCCUCCGCCGCCGCCGCCGCCGCCGCCGCCGCAGCAGCCGCCGCAGCAGCCUCCGCAGCAGCAAGGGGGGCCCGGGCAGCCGCCGCCACCGCCGCAGCAAGCGCAGCAGCAGAGAGGCCGGGAGAGCUCUGAGCUGCCCCUGCCCGCAGGCUGGGAAGAGGCGCGGGACUUCGACGGCCGCAUCUUCUACAUCGACCACAACACCCGGCAAACCUCUUGGAUCGACCCCCGGGACAGGAUUACAAAGCCAUUAACUUUUGCUGACUGUGUUGGGGAUGAACUUCCUUUAGGGUGGGAAACUGUUUAUGAUCAACAAAUUGGAAUCUAUUACAUGGACCACAUAAAUCAACUUACCCAGAUUGAGGAUCCAAGAGAACAAUGGAGGAGAGAACAGGAACGGAUGUUGAAGGAAUAUCUAAUUGUAGCCCAGGAGGCACUCAAUGCCAAAAAAGAGAUAUACCAAAUUAAGCAGCAGCGUUUUGAGCUAGCGCAAGAGGAAUACCAGCAGCUACACAAGAUGUGUGAAGAUGACAGCCGCUCUUAUGCUAGCUCAUUCUCUGGAUAUUCAACAAACACAAAAUAUGAUCCGUAUCAAAUUAAAGCAGAGAUUGCAAGCCGUCGUGAUAGACUUUCCAGACUGAAACGAGAGCUGACACAAAUGAAGCAAGAAUUGCAGCAUAAAGAAAAAGGAGUGGAGACACUGCAAGAGAUCGAUCGCAAGAUGUCAAGUGCUCAUACAAAUUACAAACUGGAUGAAGCCCAGGCUAUAAUGAGUGAGCUCCGUACCAUAAAGAAAGCUAUUUGUACAGGCGAGAAAGAAAGGCGGGACCUGAUGCAAAGCCUGGCUAAGCUUACGGAUGGUUUCAGGAAUAGCUGUUGUAUUUCAGACUCUCUGCAAGAUUUGUCCCAUAAUUAUGGUUCAGUUGGCAGUUCUUGUUUACCUCAACAAUACUGUGACGCUGGUUCUCAAACUGACAUCAUUGGAGAGUUUGGCUUUGAUGAUAAAACAAGACUUGUAGACAGAGUUCGACUUAAUUGGCAGUAUGAAGAGGCCAAAAAGAGAGUGGCAAAUAUACAGCAGCAAUUGGCCUUGCUAGAUAAUGAGUCUUGGCCAGGAAUAGCGGAGGCAGACAGGGACCGCCUUCAGCUCAUUAAAGAAAAAGAAGCCCUUCUCCAGGAACUGCAGCUCAUCAGCCAGCAGAGACGUUCUCCAGAAGACAUUGCCCGAUUGGAAGAGGAGAAAAGGCGUUUAGAGGAAGAGAUUCAGAGGGCUAGAGCUACAUCUGCCCAUGGAGCCACAGAAAGGAUUCUUCUUCAAGAAAAGCGAAACUGUUUGCUUAUGCAGCUAGAAGAAGCUACACGUUUAACAUCCUACCUACAAUCUCAGUUAAAAAGUUUAUCUGCCAGCACUCUGACAGUAUCCUCUGGGAGCAGCAGGGGAUCACUGGCAUCCAGCCGGGGAUCACUGGCUUCCAGCAGAGGUUCCUUAAGCUCCAUCAGCUUCACAGACAUCUAUGGCCUUCCCCAGUAUGAAAAAUCAGAUGCAGAUUAUGGCCAGCAUCUGCGCUUUGAUCUAAUUCCUUUUGAUUCUCUGGGAAAAGAUGCACCAUUCUCUGAGUCCACUGGACAUUCCCACUUCAAUAAGCAAAGGAGAUCCCUGGACACACCUCAGUCCCUAGCCUCCUUGUCUUCUCGUUCUUCUUUGUCUUCCUUAUCUCCACCGAGUUCCCCAUUAGAUACACCCUUUCUUUCUGCCUCUCGGGAUUCCCCUCUUGCUCAGAUGUCUGAUGGAUUUGAAAUGCUAGGCAUGGGAGCUCUAGAAAGACUCAGGGCUCAAGCCUCAGCUAUGGGAGAUGACGAGACGCAGGGGACAACUUCACUUCAACAUUCUGGAUAUCACGGGGACAGUGAAGGAGUUCGAGAACAGCUACGACCACAACUGGCAAAUGUCUCAACUACUAGUGGAACAGUUACUCUAAGAGAAGACAGUGCUAGGAGAUCAGAGAGGAGGGCCAGACGGGUUUCUGCAUGUCUCUCUGAUUAUUCACUGGCUAGUGACAGUGGUGUAUUUGAACCUUUAACCAAAAGGAAUGAGGAUAUUGAGGAGCCUGCAUACAGUGAUACCACCACCAAUGAAGAGCCCCAGAUACAUGUUGGAUUUUUGCAUGAUAGAGGAAAUGAUUGUCUCCUAGUGAAUGUCCUCCAACUCAAGAAUUUUGCUGGGCUGAUUGUGAAAGAAGGCUGCAAGAUACACAUUAGAGUCUAUUUGCCAACUCUUGACUCAGGCACACCAAACACUUACUGCUCCAAAGCUCUGGAAUUUCAAGCUCCAUUAAUAUUUAAUGAAGUUUUCCAAAUCCCUGCUCAUUCAAGUGUCUUAAAAUUAAAGUCACUUCAGCUGUAUGUUUGUUCUGUUGACCAUCAACUUCAAGAGGAACUGUUGGGAAUUGCUCAGAUUAACUUGGCUGAUUAUGAAAGUUCCAGUGAAAUGCAGUUACGCUGGUAUUCUGUCCAAGUCUUCACCAGCUCUGACCCUCAAAGGACCAAAGGGAGUAACCAAUUAGAAGAAGGCACAGCAGAAAGUCAUGGAAAUAACACCAGCAUAAAAACGGAUGCUGUUACAGUACUGUUAGCCAGGACCACAGCCCAGCUGGAGGCAGUGGAAAGAGAAUUAGCAGAGGAGAGAGUAAAAUUGGAAUAUACAGAAGAAGAAAUCUUAGAGAUGGAAAGGAAAGAAGAUCAAGCAGAGGCUGUAUCUGAAAGGAGCUGGCAAGCAGAAUCUGUUGACAGUGGAUGUAGUAAUUGCACUCAGACCAGUCCUCCUUACCCAGAGGCCUACUGUGUCGGUGUUGAAUCCCGCCAUGGACAUAUGUUUGCAGGUCAGGCAGAUCAGUAUAGUUCUGGGAAGAUUCAGCCUGCUUCUCUUAAGGUUGAUAAGGAAACCAACACAGAGGAUCUCUUCCCAGAAGCAGUACCAGUUCUUCCAAAAGAGAGGACCAGCCGCAGGGCUCGUGGUUCUCCUUUUGUUCGGAGUAGUGCAAUUGUUCGUUCACAGACUUUCUCGCCGGGAGCACGAAGUCAGUACGUUUGCAGACUAUAUCGCAGUGACAGUGAUAGUUCAACCCUGCCAAGAAAGUCCCCUUUUGUCCGAAAUACAUUGGAACGACGUACUCUACGCUAUAAGCAGUCUUGUAGGUCUUCUUUGGCUGAGCUUAUGGCACGGACAUCCUUAGACCUGGAGCUGGACCUCCAGGCAUCACGUACUAGACAGAGACAGCUGAAUGAGGAGAUAUGCGCUUUGAGAGAACUGAGGCAACGUUUGGAGGAUGCCCAGGUCCGAGGGCAAACUGACCUUCCCAACUGGGUUCUUCGAGAUGAACGAUUCCGAAAUUUGCUGAAGGAAGCAGAGAGGCAGACAAGACAAACCAAACUUGAACAUCAUCAAGAACAGGCAGCUGAGAAAAUGCUUAAGAAAGCUUCCAAAGAAAUAUACCAGCUGCGUGGGCAAAACCAGAAGGAACCCAUUCAGGUGCAAACAUUUAGGGAGAAGAUAGCAUUUUUUACAAGACCAAGGAUUAACAUACCUCCUCUGCCAGCUGAUGAUGUAUGAUGUGUUGUAAACAUGAAGUAUUUAUCUGUUUUAUUUUCAUGAAGUUAUUAGACUAGCUAAAUUUAUCUUUAAAACAUUUGUGCAAAGCUAUUAAUAUACACAUUUUGUAAAAAACAAAAACAUAUAUAAAUAUAUACAUAUAUAUUUUAUAAUAGUGACUACAGCAAGGCUUGGUUUUUCCUUGUUGUGAAUUUGACAUCUCCGAAGACAGCUUAUUUUAUAAAAGAUCAACUAUCCUGUUAAGAGUGUACAGUUUUUAAUGCUGUUUUAUUUGACUUAAAGGCUGGAAGACAGAAACAAAGUGAGUUCAGGCAAAUUCACUGUAUUGUAAUUUAUUUAUAGUACUUUUUUUCCUUGAAGGAAAAUACUGACUUUAAGAUGUAUUUUAAGACUGAAAUUUUGUUCUUCAGUAUUUGUCAUACAGUAGAAUGGAACUAUUGGGCUGGUUUUGUUUCUGAUACCUGAAAAUGAAAAUACUAUGUUCUGAAUUCGUCACUUUUAUCAGUUUCUAAUAUUUGUAUCUUAUGUGUAUUGUAUUCUUUAGCACUGUUUAUGUGUUAUAUUAAAAUAUUAUAGCCUGCAAUGUUUUUAACAUUGAUUAAAAUCCCAUUUAUACAUUGCAGAACGUAAUGUCAUAGUCUUACUGUGCACUAAUAGGUUUGCAUUUCUCUUUUGUCUAAUGUAUCUUUAUGCAUUAUGUGAUCUGAAGCCAGGUGUACAAAGUCUCCAUUUUCUGGGUGUGUCAAGAUUGGCUGUCUGCCGUGUUCACAUUCAUUAGUAAUGACCAACUCACCACUUUGCUAAGAUGAUCCAGCCAUGAUAUACAAGGACUAAAGUAAUAAGUGAAUAGGAAAUCACCAUAUUAAUGUAACCACUGAAGAAUAUAACAAUUCAAACAAGUUAGAGAUAGUAGCCUCUCUAGGAAAUGUGUCUUUAGGAAAGUGAGCAAUCAAUUUUUGGGGGCAAUAAAUCAUUUACCUCAGAGUAUUUAGUAUGUAAUAGGAGAAUAUUAUCCUAAAUCUAGAGACACAUUGUUCCUAUGACAUCUUGAAAAUGUCAUAAAUAUAGUUCUUAUGCAAUAAAAUACGUGAUGGUAUUUUUAAAAAAAUCUCAAACCAUAUUAAUAUGAGACACUAUCAUUUACAAAGUAGGUCAUACUUCACAAAGCUUUGGAACAAAAAAAUUGUUUCUUGGGUCCCACAAAAUGUCACAAAAAUUCUUUAUUUCUUUUAUUUCUUUCCUCACCCCUUGACAUUUCCCUAAUAAAUGAGACUUUAUCCCCUCUAGUCCCUACUAGUCUUCCUUAUCUCAUCAAUUUCUGGACUCCCACCCUGCAUAUCCAACUUUGCUAUAAUUUUACAUGGAUUAAGAGUGGGUUUUGCAGGAUUAUUAAACAGAUGCCAAAAGAGUCUGUUUAAUGGUGGUAAGACUUCAAUAUUUAUGUUACUUGUAACCUCUAUAUUUGUUAUGUGUCUUCUGGCUUUGGUCUUGCUUUGUUGAUAUAUUUAUGCAUGUUCACACACAUACAUACACACACGUAUUCACAAACUCACAAAACAUUAAUACUAAUCAGAAUUUCUGGUCCACAGAUAAAAGUAUUUUCCAUAUUUCUGUGCAAAUGAAAGCCAACAACAGCAUUUUCCCCUACCAGAUGUUGCACCUUGCUGUGCUGCCAAAACAUUUGUUUGGUUAACAGAAGAUUUAUAGGUGGGAGUAGUUAGUAAAUUCUCUUUUCCUAUAGUACCAUGUUUGCAGCAAUGGAAAAUCCAGCAUGGCACUUUUCUGUGCACCUGAAAGCAAUCGUAUCCUUUCUGUAGCAGGAAACAAAUAUUAUUUACCCUCCUAUGGGGGUUUGUUAUGGCUUCAACUGCCAAAUAACUAGCUGUGUUGGAAAACUGGUAUUACUGGUAUAUUGGAAAACCAAUUACAAAAUCAGUAUUUUCCAGAUAGCUCCUUUCACUGCCCCAAUUUAGAUAGUUACUUUUCCAAAGUGAGAACCCUUCCUUGGCUUCCAUUUCAAUAAUUCAAAAUUUUUUUUUUUAAAAAUACAGCUAGCUCCUUCACUCACCCAAUUGUGUUGUUCUUCCUACCCCUCUUUUGUUCUGCCUUCCUCUACCUUCUCUGUUCUGUUGUCUCUGCAAUUGAGUGGGACCAUAACAAGGAGAGGAGAUUUAGUUAAAUGAAAAACAGGGAUGUGAGGAAGAAAUGGGUCAGGUCCUGUGCAUCAGUGGCAGGAGUUAACCUAAUUGGAGAGCCACCUUCACCUCUGUUUCAUCCUGUCCUCUGACUAUCCAAGCUCAAAAAAAAAAAAACCCUAGAGCUGGAACCUUCCAGGUUAUGGCAGCA
Messenger RNA from Vombatus ursinus (common wombat), 6045 nucleotides. RefSeq names its product WWC family member 3 (gene WWC3). Gene Ontology annotation, biological process: cell migration; negative regulation of organ growth; regulation of hippo signaling. Gene Ontology annotation, cellular component: cytoplasm. Gene Ontology annotation, molecular function: molecular adaptor activity; kinase binding. Lineage: Eukaryota; Metazoa; Chordata; Mammalia; Diprotodontia; Vombatidae. The record is from RefSeq and is a predicted model, not a curated record. The transcript has 23 exons. Bases 1 to 3699 code for a protein of 1232 amino acids.